Molecule: messenger RNA, 1235 nt
Organism: Marchantia polymorpha subsp. ruderalis
Lineage: Eukaryota; Viridiplantae; Streptophyta; Marchantiopsida; Marchantiales; Marchantiaceae
Source: the annotation of a GenBank genome assembly
GCAGUUCCUCUCGACGAGACUCCAUCCAGCGAGGUACCAAAUCGGUAAAUGGAACCAAAAGGCCCCGAAGGUCUGAGAGAGACGCCAUCGCAAUCUCGAGACUGCGCAGGGACGACGAGCGUGCUUAGGAACUGAACUUCGCCGUAGUUCAAUUGCACAUUUCAGCGCAGCAGACGUUUUUAUCCCUCCUCCUCCUGCUCAAGGGCGUGAAAUCUUGGUGAGUCGUCGUCGUCGAGGUGCUAGAAUCUGAUAAGUUGAGGAAGUAGAGCUUGGUGAAUUCCAGGCGGAAGGUCGGUUUGAGUAAUUGGAGAGACCGGGCGUGGACAAGGAGAUUGUCGUUGUACUGCAGAGGCUUUUGUUUGACGUUGAAGAAAUUGAGCUCUAAGAGAGCUCGCUCGGUGAAGCCAUGGCGCAGGUCGUUGCUGUGGGGUCGAGCUUCUUGAUUGCAGCUGGCUGUCAGAUGCACGCGGCCGCCAGCCUGCAAAAAAACACGCCUUUCCGGAAGGCACAGAGUCUUGCAAUAGCGACACGGAAAGGCGCUCCAAAUACCUCACAUUGGGACCACAGGACGAGAAUCCUGACAAGAAUCACCGCAUCUGGGAACGAAGAUCAAGAAGAAAACGUUAAAGAGAACGUGACCAGAAGAAGCACUCUCCAACAAUUAGAUGAACAGCUCACGACGCUGUCUGAAAGGGACGAUGCACCUGCUUCCCGUCCGUCCUUAGGUCCAUCAACGCAGCAGGUAAGGCCAGUGAAGAGAAAACCCGGGGAAGAAGGCGAUGGCGCCCUGGAGUGGCCCGAAUUCUCACCUGGAUUUCUGGGAUUCUUGGGCCUCGCACUCUUGGUGCUUACAGUCUUCAAUAACCUCCUCUACAGAACGUUCCUCGGGCCCCCGGUGGUACCUUUUCGGACGGGAGACCCGGUUCUGAGUUCGGCAGGUGAAGGACGCCGGUAUAGAAUUUCAAGUCUCUCUGAGGCAAGGGAUGCGAAGGAAGCUGAAGAGGCAGCGGCUAAGCUAGCAGCAGGGCUCCAGGCUCCCUCAUUAAGUUCCGACUAGGAGACUUGAGGCUCUUAGCUCUUGGACCUUCUUCUACGACUCCAACAGUAGAUUUGUUGGUAGGAUUGUUUAUAUUGAGGUUGUGUUGAAACCGGUCAGACUGCAGAAGAGUUCAUGUUCUCAAUCCAACGACAAGAUUAAUCAAGGAUGAAGCUUUGGCCAAGUCUGACCACCAUUA